AUGGCGACGCUCAACAAUGCGGGCCUGGUCUUCUACCCCGCAUUCUGCUUCAAGGCGUCGCCAACCCACUUCGCCUGGGUGAAGAUGGCGGCUGUCGACGUGCAUCGUUUAAGGAGACAGCCCGGAUUUGAGGGUCAAAACAUCUUCUUCUACAAUAACCACCCUAUCCGCUUCGUCAGCUUCGUCGGGCUCAUCGUCGCCCGCACAGAGAUUACGCGGCGCACGAUCCUAACGCUGGACGACAGCAGCGGGGCCACCAUCGACGUCGCCGUUCUGCAAGCAGAGCCCGAAAAGAGCAGCGCUACCGCUGCGGCAGCACAGGCAGCUUCCUCUACAACAAAAUACCCAUCUACUGUAACACCAACAACACAUAUCUCCGCAACAGAACGCACAGAACUAGACAUCACAACUCUCACCCCGGGCACAAGCGUCCGAGUAAAAGGCACGCUCUCGCAAUUCCGAUCACGGAUGCAACUGAACCUUGAGCGGUACGAGCUAAUCCGCGACACGAACGCGGAGAUGGAAUUCCUGGACUCGCGGUUGCGGUUCCUCGUCGAAGUCCUAUCCAAGCCGUGGGUUCUGCUCGAUUCCGAGAUUGAAGGGUUACGCAUCGAAGCGGAACACGAUGGGAUGAAGAUCGGGGAGGAGAAGCGGCGUGCUGACAAGCGUGCUAGGAAGCGCAAAGAGCGCGAGGAGAGGGAUCAGAGGCUUAUUGCGAGACGGUAUGAGAAGGAGGAGAGGAGGAGGGCGCAAGAGGCCGGUGUGCUUAGGGUUGAAGGAGGAAGGGCUAUGGGGGAGAUGAGGCAACAGAGGGAUGGAAGUCUCUGA
Molecule: messenger RNA, 828 nt
Organism: Penicillium lagena
Lineage: Eukaryota; Fungi; Ascomycota; Eurotiomycetes; Eurotiales; Aspergillaceae
Product: OB-fold domain-containing protein
Exons: 2
Coding region: 1-828 (275 amino acids)
Source: RefSeq, a predicted model, not a curated record